GAGGCAACGGUUGGCUAGUGGAGUGAGUCGAAGCGCCCCCGCAGCGUGCGCCUGUGGAUAGAGUGCGGCGAGGCACACAAACCUUGCGGCCCGUAGGCUCCAACGCUCCUCCACCUCUAAUGGCCACAGCCACUGCCGCCACCGUCUCCCGCCUCGCCGUCCUCGCGCCGCGGCCGUCGCGGCCCGUGCCAGGUCGCCGGCGAACAGCCCCCUCUCGCCGGCUCGCUCGCUCCGCCACCUCCCGCGGCCGCGUCCUCUGCCUCGCCGCGCCCGUCCCCGCCGCAGCCUCCACCACCGAUGCCGGCCAGGACCGCCUCCGGAAGGUCCCCAUUUCGAACAUCAGGAACUUCUGCAUCAUCGCGCACAUCGACCACGGCAAGUCCACGCUGGCGGAUAAACUUCUGGAGUUGACAGGCACGGUGCAGAAGAGGGAGAUGAAGCAGCAGUUCCUGGAUAACAUGGACCUGGAAAGGGAGAGAGGGAUCACCAUCAAAUUGCAGGCAGCUCGGAUGCGCUACGUCAUGAAUAAAGAACCUUACUGCCUGAAUUUGAUUGAUACACCAGGCCAUGUCGAUUUCUCAUAUGAGGUUUCCCGUUCUCUUGCUGCUUGUGAGGGUGCACUUCUGGUAGUUGAUGCUUCUCAGGGUGUCGAAGCUCAGACGUUAGCUAAUGUGUAUCUUGCACUGGAAAACAACCUUGAAAUCAUACUGGUUCUAAACAAAAUAGAUCUUCCUGGUGCUGAACCUGAUCGCGUCGCAGCGGAGAUUGAAGAGAUAAUUGGAUUAGAUUGCAGUGAUGCAAUUCGGUGUUCAGCAAAGGAGGGCAUAGGCAUCACCGAGAUACUAGAUGCCCUCGUGACCAAAAUCCCCCCACCAAAGGAUACUGCUAAAAAUCCUCUCAGAGCUCUUAUAUUUGACAGCUAUUAUGAUCCAUACAGAGGCGUAAUUGUGUACUUCCGUGUUGUUGACGGCAGCAUAAAGAAAGGGGACAAGAUAUGUUUUAUGGCCAGUAGAAAGGAAUAUGCUGCUGAUGAAAUUGGUGUACUAUCCCCCAAUCAGAUGCAAGUAGACGAACUCUAUGCUGGCGAGGUCGGUUAUCUCUCUGCUUCUAUAAGAUCAGUGGCAGAUGCCAGGGUUGGCGAUACAAUUACUCAUUAUUCAAAGAAAGCAGAUUGUGCUUUACCAGGAUAUUCACAAGCUACUCCAAUGGUUUUCUGCGGCUUGUUUCCUAUAGAUGCAGACCAGUUUGAGGAGUUGCGGGAAGCGUUGGAAAAACUUCAGCUAAAUGAUGCUGCCCUAAAGUUUGAACCAGAAUCUUCUAGUGCCAUGGGGUUCGGCUUCAGAUGUGGGUUCCUUGGCCUUCUUCAUAUGGAAAUUGUUCAGGAAAGGCUUGAGAGGGAGUACAACUUGAACCUAAUAAUUACUGCACCGAGUGUGGUUUACCUUGUGAAUUGUGCCAAUGGUGAAACUGUUGAAUGUUCAAAUCCAUCGUUGCUUCCGGAACCUGGGAAACGGAGGUCUAUAGAAGAACCAUAUGUAAAGAUUGAAAUGCUUACACCGAAGGAUUAUAUUGGCCCAAUAAUGGAGCUGGCUCAAGACAGAAGAGGUGAAUUCAAGGAAAUGAACUACAUCACAGAAAGCAGGGCCAAAAUUAUUUAUGAGCUACCACUAGCAGAGAUGGUUGGAGAUUUCUUUGAUCAACUGAAAUCACGAAGCAAAGGAUACGCUAGCAUGGAAUAUUCACUUGUCGGGUACAGGGAAAGUCAACUAGUAAAGUUGGAUAUACAGAUCAACGGUGAUCCUGUGGAGGCACUGUCAACAAUUGUACACAGAGAUAAGGCAUACUCUAUUGGCAGGGCACUUACUCAAAAGCUCAAAGAACUUAUACCUCGGCAAAUGUUUAGAGUCCCUAUUCAAGCAUGCAUUGGCACAAAGGUCAUUGCAAGCGAAGCCCUAUCGGCCAUCAGGAAGGAUGUCCUAUCAAAAUGCUACGGGGGUGAUAUAUCGAGGAAAAAGAAGUUGCUGAAGAAACAAGCUGAAGGAAAGAAAAGGAUGAAAGCAAUCGGGAGGGUUGAUGUUCCGCAAGAAGCAUUCAUGGCUGUAUUGAAACUGGAAAAGGAGGUGCUAUGAAAGGGCUCAUGUAACCUUUCCCAAGUCUCGUGUCCGUAAAGGAACAUGUAAAUAUCUCUGUGGGAGCGACUCGUGAUUAUACUCAAGAGUCUGAGAACAGGUCAUUGCCUUCAACUUGCCAUGCUCCGCACCAAAGGAACCAAUUAACUAUAGAUCAGUGUCAGAACGUAAACAGCUAAUCUGAUAUUCACUAGUUUUUCUUCGUAUAUAUAUGUCAGGUUAUGAAGCCAAAAAAAAUCAGGUGGUUACACAAUUUUGCCUGCAUGUAUGAAACUCUUGCGGUAAAGGUCAUUAUGCAAUCCAAUUCCUUGUAAUGAUACACUUCGACAUGUUCUACGGUUGAACAUAUUCCCACAAAUUUAUAUGUAGAAAGCAUCAUUUUUUAUAGCAAUACUUUAUGAAGGUUCA
Phragmites australis (common reed) is the source of this 2537-nucleotide messenger RNA. Its product is annotated as translation factor GUF1 homolog, chloroplastic. The record is from RefSeq and is a predicted model, not a curated record. Gene Ontology annotation, biological process: positive regulation of translation. Bases 120 to 2129 code for a protein of 669 amino acids. Lineage: Eukaryota; Viridiplantae; Streptophyta; Magnoliopsida; Poales; Poaceae. The transcript is spliced from 22 exons. Gene Ontology annotation, molecular function: GTP binding; GTPase activity; ribosome binding.